CACACACGCGCAGCCGUGCGACGAGGGGGCCUAGACCACUCUUUUGAUCGAUUUCACUGUGCUUUCCACGCGUUCGGCAAUUGGAGCAGCAUUUAAGUACAGCAUGGUUGAGCAGUAGGAGACUGCCAGCACAGCACUGCAAACAAAUGCGGGACGACGAGGAAACCAGCGCGGCAUCGAAACCACCACCGCAGCAAGCGAGCUGCGGCGCCCGCCACCUCAUCGUGACCCUCGCCUUCACGACGAGUUGCUGUUUGAGUGGCGUCGUCUUCGGCUGGCCGGCGCUCGCCGUCGCGCUUAAACGAGAAGGCGCCUACGCCGACAAAUGUGCCGACGACGACGACGAAUGCAAGUCGCAGGAGGUGGCGCUCGCGCGCGUCUUCACGAUCGGUGUGCUAUGUAUGUUCGGGGCGCGCCUGCCCGUGGGGUUAGCUCUGGACAGAUUGGGAGCCCGGGUCACGGUCGUCAUCACAUUGCUAGGCGCGGCCAUCGGAGCGUUACUGUUCGCCUCCAAAUAUUACGCCGUGGGGUUUGCGCUGAUCACGGGGUGCGCGAACGGCGUGCACGUCGGCUCGAUGCACCUCGCGCAGCUCUUUUCGGGACGGGAGGGCUCGGUGACGACGAUCUUCAAUGGGGCGCACCAGAUGGGGUCCCUUGUUUUUUUGGCCUUCCUCGGGAUCUAUGGCAGUGGCGUCUCACUAUCAAGUAUCUUCCGGGGCUAUGCGGCGUGUCUGGCGGGCUUCGCUCUGUUGCAUGGUUGCGUGAUUCAACCAUCAACACGAUACCGCAAGGGCGACCACGUAUCGCUCACGUGUGCUGUGCCGUGCUUGCGGGCCCACCAGUCAGUUGAUGAAGAAAACAAGCCCGGCUUCGUCGCGUCGGCAAAAGCUGUCAUCAAACACACCGUGUUCGUACCGUUGCUGGCGUACAAGGCCACGAUCUUGCUGAGUCUGCAGUUCUUCGUCGCUAUGUUACAACCGCGCUGAGCGGAAGACGGCCGCGCUCCAUCAAUCGCGCGGGACAUGGUCAUCAUCUUCAACGUCUUUUCAGCGGUAUUGGGACUGGUCGUGGGCCUGCCGGUCUUCGGCCGCAUCCUCGACCGCGGCGACACGAUCACGGUGUCCCGCUGCGCGACAUUGUUAGCCGUUAUCUACGACUGCUUACUCGCGUUGAGCACUGUGUGGAAUCUGCACGCCAUCGUCGAUGGGGCGCCCCAAAAAAUAGAUUUCCACGCAGGCUGAGCGACGCCCUGGCCUGGCCUCUGCUCUAUGAUAUCCCGUCCUACGGCGCCUGGGCGUUGGGACGCAUGGCCUUCUUCGCGUACUUCUUCGCGCACGUCCUGAAGACGUUCGAGGGCAACUUCGGCGUCGCCGUGGGCCUGCUGUCGUUCGGCGCGAGCGUCACGGCGUUUUUGAUCGUGCAGCCGCUCGCGGCGGUGGCGUUGCGGGAGGACAAGAUUGCGGUCGUGUCUGCGGCGCUGAUACCCGUACUCCUAAUGACGUGCGCGUGGAACGAGCGGGCGAUGCGGCGGCACGCCGCGGCGACGACGGACGACGCCCCGAGUCGCGGCGAUGGCGUAUGA
Messenger RNA from Pelagomonas calceolata, 1582 nucleotides. Lineage: Eukaryota; Pelagophyceae; Pelagomonadales; Pelagomonadaceae. The record is from the annotation of a GenBank genome assembly.